AUGGUUCAAGGAAGCACAAGAGCCGAUGGUGGAAGCUCUAGCCGUGAAUUCGGCAUGAACUUUGAGGUUGCGCCUCCUACUGCUGUGCCGCUUGGAGUCCCAGUGACUCUACCGGUGGUUGUGGGAGUUCGACCCGUGGGUACCCCACGAGGGGUGCAACAGCUAGUUGCACAUGCAUCUCUCAGGAAUGAAGCAGGCACUGCACCUGCUUCCGGGCUCACGGGAGUGCUCACCUCCAGUGUGCGUAGCCGCAAUGGCAACACGACCAGCGGGUAUGCUCGAUUCGGGCCUCUCAAGUUCACGCAGCCCGGACUAUACCGCCUGCGAAUCAUGCUGGGAGCAGCCUCAUUCAAUGGAGUGACCACGAAGGAGUAUGUUGAUUCGGGGAUCAUCCAAGUUCAGGCCGGCGCUGGAGCUGCACGUCCAACACCUUCGCAAAUUGCGAAACUCCAGAGCCUGAUUCCAGAGAACAUCGACAUUACCGCAGCCGAUAUUGCGGCCUGGCAAUCUGCCUAG
Messenger RNA from Aspergillus sclerotioniger CBS 115572, 516 nucleotides. RefSeq lists its product as uncharacterized. The transcript has 2 exons. The record is from RefSeq and is a predicted model, not a curated record. Lineage: Eukaryota; Fungi; Ascomycota; Eurotiomycetes; Eurotiales; Aspergillaceae. Bases 1 to 516 code for a protein of 171 amino acids.